Molecule: messenger RNA, 2507 nt
Organism: Armigeres subalbatus
Lineage: Eukaryota; Metazoa; Arthropoda; Insecta; Diptera; Culicidae
Exons: 7
Coding region: 899-1732 (277 amino acids)
Source: RefSeq, a predicted model, not a curated record
AAGGAAUACGUGAUUAUGGGAAAAUCUCCGUGAGAAAGUGUUUUCUUUUAUUUUAGGGUAAUAUUUGCAGAAGUGGGUGUGAUAUGUGAUUGAAUUCGGUGAAAUUACUGUGAAAGCUGGGCGCCACAGCAGUUAAGGAAAAUCGAUCCAUUUGAUGUGUAUGUUCGUAGAAGAAAAGUUAGUGUUUUUUUUUCUCAUCCAAAUGCUGCUUGCACAGCAGGUGGAGAAGAAAUUAGGUUAACGUGAAAAAGCCAUAUUUUCUACACUAUUUAGGAAAAUAUCGGCUCAGUGGACCGUAUUAAGGAAUAUAAAAGGCAACUAAAGCGUCAUACGCCCUGCAAAGAAGAAAAAAUCGUAGAAUAAUUAUGCGUCAGCGAUCUGUGCAUAUUUUCCCAUCGUCCAGUAUUGUGAAAUACGGUAAUAAUGAAAAUAUCGAAAUAAAUAGUGCAUUUGGUGCAUUUUAAGUGAAAUGCUUCACGUGAUGCUGAAAAUGUGAUCUUUAAAUCGCAUAUCUGAGGUGAAAAAAAAUUGGUGCGCUGUAGCCAUAAUAAUGAAAAAUGUAAUUUGUCAUAAAUUAUAAAAAGUGAGAAAUAGAUGAUCUGAGGAAUUUUCUUCGGGUUUCUGACUGCCAACGUUAACAACAACACAACAACAGAUCUACAAGUAUUAACAAACGGAAGCCAUUGCUUAUUUACUGCUGAUUCAUCCAUUAUAUCUUUGCCGGAGGUGAUUUGUUUUCGAAGAAACCAUCAGUGAAAGCGGAUACUCGAAUAUAGGAAAGAAAAAAACUGUUGAUUUAGAUUAAAGACGAACACAUCCAAGCGGACUGCAACUAUACCACUAGCCAAAUCCGAUUAGUAAUAUCCGGCAAACGCCCAAUCCGUAAAAUUCCGACAAAAUGCACGCAGUUGGCAUACACUCGGCCCUGGCCAUCAAGCGGCAGCGAAAGCGGCGGGACAAUCAGCGCAAAGCCCGCGAACGGCGCUACAGUAUACAGAGCUCGGAAAGUGGCGACACGCAUUCGCCACAUGGCUCCACCCGCCGGAAGUUUCAUCCACAUCAGGUGCACGCCACCGACAACAACAAUUUGCUAGAUACGAAAGUAGUCACAAGUAUUGGUAUGCUACACAUAGGUGUAGUGUUCCUAGUGUUCGGAAUCUUUUUACUAGGAGCUGGAUUUUUUCCAGAUAAUCUAUCAAAUCAAGCUUCACAAUCGUGGCAUUUACUGGGAAAAGGAUCCUGGUGGAACGAACUAGUAUGCACUGGACUGUUCGCCGUUGGUCUCGGCAUCUUUCUAAUCAUAUUAAACUGUGUGAUAAGCAGUAGAGAGGAGCAGGACCUCGAAAGUUACGUUCAGCGACAGCUAACUCGAUCGAGAUCCGGUCAUCGCCUGGAGCGCGACGUCGAGACGGGCGGUCUCACGACUCGUCAUCAUCGCAAAGCCAUGCAAAUACAGAAGGGAGCCGCCGAGAGAGGUCUCGACGAUCUGUCCAACUCCAAUAUACUGCUGACGCCAACCAGCAGCGAGGUGGUGACACCGACGACUCCAUCCGGAGUGCUCGGAGCAUCGGGAGAAAUUUUAUUGGAAAAAAUCCUCGAAGAGGACAGCAGCUACGGCGACCCGGACUACUACACGCGAAACGUUGGCCAGUCACCGCCCGGGCUGGACAACGACAAGAAGCUGCUGCUGGGUAAUGGCCACACCGGCGCCAUACAUAUGACCGAUAUUUAAUUCUUCGGUGUACCACCACCCACCCAUUAUUAACCCAUCGCUGUCGUCAUCAUCGUCACCCACAGCAGCAGUUCUGAAAAUGAUGUCACCGUCAUCAUCGGCCAUUACAACACAUCGUAAUAAGCAUCGUAAGUAGCACCAGCAGCAACAGCGCAAAUAUGAUGGCAGAAGAGCCGAACACCAUGUGGGCAAAGUGCGCUACAUGCUUGCUCCAAUCCCAAUCUUCUACAAUAUAUAGGAAUAUUUUUUUCUAUAUCGAGUUAGAUAUUAAUCAGAAACACUCCAACAGUUCAAAUACGUGGAAAUAUAUGAAAAGGAAAAAGAAGAAGAAACUGGUGUAACAGAAACUAAUAAUUCAAUCCAUUAGCUGUCCAUAAAAUCAUACACGGACGACUGAACGACAAUCGACAGACGUGACUAUAUAUUAGUUUCCACUAAAUGGGACGACGAGGACACAGAAACAGAACAUAGUGGGUGACCCCCGUACUAGUCGACUCCGCCUAUAGACGGGGUACUGGUUUGAAUAUUUAAUUGAACGCAAUUCAGAAAGUUUUUGUUAUUGAAUUGAGAUUUGAUAGAAAUCAAUGCUUUCUAAGAAUGGUGUUCAAAUUCAAACUAUUAAAGCCUGUCCACGUUAAAUUUCGGACACCAAUCUUAUAAUGCGAUUUUUGAAAAAAUUUCCCAAACCGCUGAGACGAUCAAUUUACAUGACAGAUGAAUCUGUCUGCUUUAUGUGCUGCUUUCAGCAUGUUUUAAACACACCCAAAUUGAUGAA